Molecule: messenger RNA, 978 nt
Organism: Durusdinium trenchii
Lineage: Eukaryota; Dinophyceae; Suessiales; Symbiodiniaceae
Source: the annotation of a GenBank genome assembly
ACUAGGACGCUACUAGGACGCUACUAGGACGCAAUCCGGGCAUCGCAGGAUUCCACCGACCGGUGCGGUUGCCCGCGGUGGCCGUCCCGCGGAGUGGGUCCGGGCGGGGCCGGUGGCCAAAUGGGACGAUCUCGCCAGCGGCAGCGGUGGCUACGAGGGAGCGCGUGUCUGGUGGCGCUUCUUUGGGUUGGUUCUCCCUGUUGGCUUCGAUGCAGAGUGAGGAUGUCUGCUGUGAACGCCAGGGAGCCGGCGGGCUGGAAGUGCGUGAGUGGAUGCGGCGCGUGUUGCAUGCUGGGCACUGAGGACCGUCCAUUCCUAAAGGAACUUCUCAGCGAGGAGCAGCUGAAGACGUUCCGAAGUCUUCCAAGAGAAGACGGCUGGUGCAAACACUUUGACCACGAGAGCCGCACCUGCAAGAUCUACGACGAUCGUCCUGACUUCUGCAGGGUGAAGACGUUUCUUUGUGCGCAGGCGCCUUUCUUUGGAGUCGAUUCGGCGGACGAAGACGCCUUGGGCGGUUUCUGCGCGGACAGCUGCCGACAGAACAUCGGCGACGUCUAUGGCGACGAUUCAGAGGAGAUGUUGAAGUUUGACUCAGAGGUGUCAGUGUUUCUUGACAUUGAGAACGAGGAUGGAGAGAUCCCUGAGAUGAGCCCAAAGAAGUCUCAUUUUUUGGUGGAGAAGCCACGGGCGUUUUUCAUGAUGAUGGAGUUCCACAAGGCUGGCAAGACCUGGAAUGGAAGGAGUUGGAGCACGACAGUGAGAGGACGACCAAGCGCUGAGGCGACCGAGGACGACUGAGACGACUCCGACCCCAGGCAGAGGCGAAGGCGGCGACCUCCAUGUCGCCGUCUGCGCAGACGAAAGGAAGACGGAGACCGAAAGCGUGGAUGCCGAAAGGACAUCGACCCUGUAAGUAAGUCGCUCUGGUGUAACGUGCACCAGAAGAAUGCACGAGGUUUGGUGGCUGCGGAGUGG